Molecule: messenger RNA, 1004 nt
Organism: Amphimedon queenslandica
Lineage: Eukaryota; Metazoa; Porifera; Demospongiae; Haplosclerida; Niphatidae
Exons: 4
Coding region: 42-977 (311 amino acids)
Molecular function (GO): protein binding
Source: RefSeq, a predicted model, not a curated record
CCUAACCCCUUUAACUGACAGAAAGUAUAGACUCUACUCUCAUGUUUGUGAUUGUGUUGCUGGUAGUUUUCUCUAUAUGUAUUGCCACAGGAGGUGGCAAUGUAAAAGUCACAUUCACUUCAUCUCAUGACCCUCCUAUUAUUGCUGAGGGAGAUACAGCAGUCUUUAACUGUUCAUCAAAUCAUUCACUUGUUCUUAUUAACUGGAUAUUGAAUGAAACAGUAUCAGCUUCAACAUUGACCUCACUUGGUGUUAUUGUUAAUGGAGCAGCAACACCAGUCUCUUCUCUCAUUAUACCAGGACUAGUGGAUCCAUUCAAUGACACUGAAGUGCAAUGUGUUGCAUUUGGGUUUGGUAUUGGUGACUUUAGUCCUUCUUCAGUGACACUGAAAGUACAGGGUAUCCCAGCACCUGUUGAUAAUUUAACACUGUCUUAUUAUUCUUGUUGUUAUACGUUUUCCUGGAUUGCUCCUUUCACUCUGCCUGGUUUUCCUAUCUUGAAUUACAAUGUCAGUGUCACCAGCAAUGACGAGAUGAUAAAUCAAGCAAAACUUAAUGACUCUGUUAUACAAUGGAUAUAUUAUCCUAAAGAGGUGGCCACUCAUACUUUCAGUAUAGCAGCUGUCAAUAAUGUAGGAGAAGGAAAGAUAAGCAACCUGCCUAUGGAGAAAAAUGAAAUCAAUGACACAGAGCUGAUAGAUCAGUAUCUAGAUUAUGAGUCUCAAAAUCACAUAAUUGACAUAAAGAUAUCUAGAAAAGAUGCAGAAUUUAAAAACUGCAUAUUUAAUCACGUUGCACUAGAUUGUACUGAUAGCAAUGCCAUCUUUAAUUCCAGCAACAUCACUAAUGAUGCUUUCGUAACAUUUAACAUUUCAGCUGCCGAUAAGGUUCACAAAGUUACUACUCACAUCACCCUUCAGUCUGGUCUUGUUGUUAAUAGUGACAGCAGCAACCCUUUGUCCCUCAGUAAGUUUUGAUAGCUGUUGUUGAGGUCAUCUUUUAUC